CGCAUAUCUCCAUAUAGCUAUGUCCAUUGGCCGUUCUCUCUUUAACGAAAUCCGCCCUCUCUUCCGACUGCUCGAAGAGCCGUUUGGCCGCGCUGGGGCAGGGUUCUAUGGAGGAUACCCGAGUCUCUCGAACCCUCGAGCAAUCGACCCUUUCAACAACCUUAUAACUCGUCCUGCAGUCGAUAUUUCGGAGCAGGGGGAGCAGUACAUCGUCGAUGCCGACCUUCCAGGCAUCAAAAAGGAGAACCUCGAAAUCCGGUUGGGCGACAACGGCGAAAGCCUCACCAUCCAAGGGAAGAUAGUGGGCAGGGGUCGUUCCCAGCCUGCCACAGAAGAUUCUGGAUCUUCGAAGGAGAAUGCCACUGCCCAAGCCAUCACGGAAAAGGACGAGAGUCACACCCAGAUAUCGGCAGAAAGACCUGUCAACUAUUCAAAUAACUUUUCCUUCACCCGCACCGUUUGGCUCCCCCAGCCAGUUGACCCCAAGAGCGUGUCGGCCAAGUUGGAGAACGGGGUGCUGACGGUGAUACUGCAAAAAGCGAAGGAGAACAAAGAAAGCACUGUAAUACCCAUUGACUAGGGGUGGAGUUGAAUUGUAAAAUAGAUGUACAGUAGUGUAUAAACAA
This is a messenger RNA of Coprinopsis cinerea okayama7#130, 626 nucleotides long. RefSeq lists its product as hypothetical. Lineage: Eukaryota; Fungi; Basidiomycota; Agaricomycetes; Agaricales; Psathyrellaceae. The coding region runs from base 20 to 580 and encodes 186 amino acids. The record is from RefSeq and is a predicted model, not a curated record. The transcript has 2 exons. Gene Ontology annotation, biological process: protein complex oligomerization; protein folding; response to salt stress.